AAAGAUUUACCGGGACCCGACCUGCCGCAUUUAUUUCGUGCAUAGUACGCAAAAUAAUAAUUUUUAUUAUAAUUCCUUUAUUUUGGGUAAUUUGUAAUUAUUAUUUUUCAUGUUAGUCUUUUCGGCAACGUAUACUAUUAUAAUAUUUCGCUUGAAGAGCUUUUGUGUAGGUUGUGGGGCGACCCUUUGUGGGUACAAUGGUGAUUGACAAAGUGUACGGGCUCCAAAGAACAGGAUUAUCCCUGAAUCAGCGAUUUACAUUACUAGCACAAGCCCAAAAAGCCCGUCAAACUAGACCUCGGAGAAACAGCAAUAUUGGUUAUCAAAACUUGGCUAAACAGCGGCUAAUUGAGCAAUUGAAUCAGGAAGGGUAUCGGCAAGCAGUGAAGGAGAGAUUGGGUUGGCGCAGUUUUGGCAGUGAUAGCAACCUGCCCGGCCUCAGGAGGGCAAAUAGCUUUGGUAAUCUAAGCCAGAGAAGCGUAACCUCAGGAGUCCCACAGAGAAGGAAGCGUUAUUUUUAUAAACCGCGAAAGUUCAACUUUUUCCAAGGUGGAUGGCGCAACUGGGGAUUGCAACGCCGAGGUGGCCGAAUGGGGUUCAACCGUGGUAGGAUCAGGGGUCGCGGUGGUUUUCAGCAAGUGGGCAGAAUGCAGUCUCGCCAGGCAGGGGCUCAGAACCAGGGGCAAACUCGAGUGGGGCCCCAGAACCAGGCGGGUGCGAGGCCCCAAACCGGACCGCGUGGAAGGGGCCGUGGCAGAUCUUGGGGCCGUGGAGGUGCCAACACCAACAGACCGCAGGUAUCCAAGGAAGAGCUGGAUCUCCAGCUGGACCAGUACAUGUCCAGCACUAAGUCCGCCCUGGACAAAGAGCUGGAUGACUAUAUGAAAGCAGCGAUGGAACUCGAGUAAUUAUUUUUAGUGUUAAGUGACAUUGUGAAUAGUUAAGUUUCUGUGUUUUUGAUUUUUGAAGUAAUGAUAAGUAUUUGUUGUGGAUUACCAGAUGUUAGUCUGUGAAGACAAACGAGCGUCUCCACCGUAUAGCCCACUAGACCAGGGGUGCUUAAGCUUGAACUGCUGGCGAUCUACCUCAAUAUUGUUAGACUACGAUCGAUCGGCUCUGAGAGGCUUCAAGUAUGUGUGAUGAAGGAUUGUCGUCUAGGUAGAGUGUCACGAUGACAUAGAUAUUAGUUUUGCGCAAAAUAUGCAUUUUUUUAGUCAAGGUAAGUUUAGGUCUGCUCUUAAAUGUCAAUGAAAAAUCUCAUAAUUAUUGUUCAAAAUUGCGAGUUUAUUGGUUCUUACAAAACAAACGCGUUCUAAAGUUCUUAGUUUAACUAAAUAGUGACUUUGGAUGUUGAAGCGUGACACUGCACAUCCUGAGCAUAAUUUUCAUAAGAUGGUACGUAAUUACCGAUUUUAGUUUAUUAUACCGGAUUUUUUUCUCGAGAUCGACUCAAAAAGCACUCGCGAUCGACCGUUUGAGCACCCCUGCACUAGACUCAUAAUACAUCUAUUAAAUUCGAUAUAAAACAAUCCAGUCAACCGUGUGAGAUGAGCGGGUGCGGGAUACUGAUUUCUGAUUGUUCAAGUAAUAAAUCACAAUAAAUUGCAAAUGAUUUCUAAUGAUUACUGUAGAUUUAAGGUUUUGGGUUAUAUGGUCGAUGGAGUGAAGCUAUCGGACGUUAAGUGAUCACCGCCCCCUAGCACUCAGGGAAAUCAGGGAUGUUGCCGUCCAUUUAAGUGGAUCUAAACGGCUUAUUGUCCCCAGCAACCAAAAGCCAAACCAAAGUUGUAUUGGCUUGUAAACAUUGUAUAGUACUUUGAAUGAAUAUUGUAACACGUUGUAAUAAAUGUAGUUUUUUUCUUUUUUUUGGGCAGGACGUUCAGCUGAUGGUAACUGACACGCCCUGCCCGUUACAAUGCAGUGCCGCUCAGGAUUCUUGAAAAACCCAAAAAUUCUGAGCGGCACCACAAUUGCGCUCGACACCUUGAGACAUAGGAUGUUAAGUCUCAUUUGCCCAGUAAUUUCACUAGCUACGGCGCCCUUCAAACCGAAACACAUUACUGCUUCACGGCAGAAAUAGCCGCCGUUGUGGUACCCAUAAUCUAGCCGGCAUCCUGCUCAAAGGAGCCUCCCACUGGUAAAAUGGUGGUUAAUGAAUGAUGAUGUUGUACCAUUUAAGGCGGCACAUCCAUGUAAGUAAUGCUUAACCAAUUACAAAAUAUAACUUUGUGCCACACAACUACAUCUACCAGUGGGAGGCUCCUUUGCACAGGAUGCCGGCUAGAUUAUGGGUACAACAACAGCGCCUAUUUCUGCCGUGAAGCAGUAAUGUGCAAACACAGCUUAGCUAGUGACAUUAAUGGGCAAAUUAGACUUACCGUGUUAUGUUUCAACGUGACGAUCGCAAACGUAUCGCAAAAUUUUUGGGUCUUUCAAGAAUCCUGAGCGGCACUGCAUUGCAAUGGGCAGGGCGUAUCAAUUACCAUCAUAGUCCUGUUCGUCUCUUAUUGUCAUAAAAAAAUCGAGAUCGCGAUUUUAAGCAGAGAAAUCGACGAAGAUAUACGAUGAAUGACUUUACCAGCAUAAUGUAGCACUUGUCUUAUUUGCCUCUUGCUAUUAACUAUCGGUGUGACAUGGAGAUUAAUUGACUGUGUUAAACCACACUCAUAUUUGGGUCUACGAUUAAUGUUGCUUCAUGUGUAAAGUUUUUUUCAUGGCAUAGGUGAAAAAUUCAAGGCUACAUUUCAUCUGAUGGUAAUAAUAAGAAUAUGUUGGUAUCUUUAACUUUAUUAUUAGAAAAAUAUGCAGUUGUACAAAGUUGACCAACAACUGUGUUACGGCCGUUCCCAAUAUUCAGUCCAUCUCCGGUUGUGGCCUACUUGAGGUAACCAUCAACCAUCGUUGACUUUUCUGUCUCAAUAAACUUAUCGACGGUAACUCUGUCUGUCAAUGGGAAGACGUAUAGCUUACCAGCGAUAUAAGGUUGUAUGAGAAUUGCAAUUCACGCGUCCCAAUAUAAGGCGAUAAGAAUGACUUAUCGGGUAUAUUGGGACAGCUUCAGAUUAUUGACAGCUAAUUACUGGCAGUAGAAGGUAGUACUUUAUAUCUAUCUGCAGAUAGUAUAUUAGGAAUGGCUGUUAACGUACAGCGGAUAAGUAAAAAGGUCAGUUUUUCAACCUUUUUUUAUUUAGCACUGUAGGACCUCUUAUUUUUAUUAGCUAUGUAGAUUCAGUUAUUUGGUAAAAAAUUCAGCGAUUUCUGUUGUUUUAAAUUCAAUGUUAUGUUUUCUUAUGUAGUGGUUGGUGUACAGAUAAGGUUUGACUAUAAAAAUUAGGUUAAGUUAUUUUUCAUUCAUACAAAUUUCUUAAAAAGAUAAUAAAAUAUUAGUAAUAUUUUUACUAUAUGGUAUUUGUCUUACUAUAAUAAUACUAACAUAUAUGUUGUAUAUUUAUCAAUAAAAUAACUGUAGUGAUUAUUUAAGUCAGGAAAAAGUUAACUUUAAUAAUAAAUCAGUGUAUAUCACUUCCAAUAGGGUUUAAGCCAUUUCUGAAAUUGAAACAUACAGAUAUAAGUCUAAAAAUUAUUUAGUGGCGUGUUUACAAAAGUAGUGUUUAAAUUUUUAUUUUGAAAAUAAAAAAGAAAUGCUUUUGAUUUUAUUAUGAUUUGAACAUGAUUUAAACUUUAAAUUUCUUAUUAUUGUCCUAACUCACUGUCUGUUACACUCACAGUUUGGAACCGGUUCAUAAUUACUAACCGGUUAGUUUCAUCAACAAAAGAGUUGGUUAAGAAAAGAUAUUAACGGAGAAAGUAUUGUACAGCGUAAGUUUAAUUUUGUGUUUAGUUAUGACUGUGAUGAGAUUAUCUAAAGAGUGAUUUGUUUGGUUUCAGUUACGAUCAUAGGAAUCUAAAUAACCAGGCACUAGAAGUAGCACAGCUUUUUUGAACAAGAGUUUUAUACUCUUUUGGAUGAUAUUAUGGUUACUAUGACUGCCUUUUUAAUGUUAGCAGUAAGCUAACUGUUUCAGAAUCUUUUAUAGAUGAUUCAUAUAAUGGGUGUAGAUAAAGUCUUGUAUACAACUUUUGAUAAUUAGGUAUUAAACCCACAUUUGUUUUUUUAUGUUGUACCACUUUGUAUCCGUACGUUCGUUUGUCCUCUUCUUCCAAUAAAAUCAAAUAUUCAGUUGUCGGAUUGCCACGUAACUAAUAAAUACUUUCUCGACCUCGAUCAACCUAAGUCGCCCUGUGAGUUUGAAUAGGCGAAAUGUCGGGUCGAAUAAAUUAUAAUCAUCUUUAUCUACCCAUGCUUUAAAUCCUCUAUUAAAGAUUCUGAAACAGUUAGCUUACUGCUAACAUUAAGAAGCCAGUCCUAUCCUACAGUAUGGCCAACAUUAAAACACCCAAUGUUCUAAUAACCAUUACAUCAUCCAAAAGAGUGUUGUAAUGUUGUACUGAAUUUCAUAACAACACUCCUAUGUUUUUUUUAUCCCUUCAUGCGCAAAGAGUUUCAACAUACAGCCACAUUCUUAUUGCUCCAUGCGUGGUAUCUGUAUGAAUUUCAGAAAAAGAACAUUUUCGUUUACGCGCGCUCCACACUCCGAGAACAUCGCGCGCCGUAAAAAAAAGUAGGUUAUUCGAAUCCCCGCCAUUUUUCUUCGAUAUUUUUAUUGUUUUGUUUACAAAAAAUGAGCGAUUCAUUUUAAACGCUGCAAAAGAACAUUAUAUUCGAGUGAAUUUUAAUUAUUGCACUAUACAAAAUGUAAAUUACUACUAAAAUAAAUAAUUGUUUCAUUAAUACUUAGUUUAUUUGUAUACAAUCAGUAAUGAAUGAUAUUAGGUUACUACUAGGACUGGUCUUUUAAUGUUAGCAGUAAGCUAACUGUACCAGAAUCUUUUAGAGUAUUCAUAUUCUGGGUGUAGAUAAAGUCUUGUAUGCAACUGUUGAUAAUUAGGUAUUAAAAUACUCACAUUCGUGUUUUAAUACCCCUUAUUACACUACAGUUGCAUAAAUAACUAUUACCUAGUAAUAAAUGAAUCUUUAUAAUGUAGUACGUAUAAUGUUGUUACUUUAAUAGAAAUAAAGUCACUCUGACCAUAAUUUAACUUUUUCUUGCGUCUGAACCAAGUCUAGUACUGAUAAGUAAUCAAAUCGGGGUUGAUCUUUUGAUGUGUAUCUUUAAAUGUGUUACGAAAUUUAAGAGAAUUGUUAAAAAACGUUUGUGUGGGAAAGGUUACUAUAGCAUAAACGAUUUUCUUAAUGACAGCGAACACCCUCAGGCUCUUUAAUUAUAAAUGUUAAUUGUACGAUAUCACAUUGUAAUCCAUAUUUUAUAUUAAAAAAAGCCCGCUGAGUUUCUUGCGCCCAUUCUUCUCAGGUCUGAGGCAGUCUCUUUUGAAUGGGUGGUAGUUUUUGGCGUUCAAUAAAUGAUUUUAAAUCCUAUUUUGAAUAAAAAUAUUUGAAUUUGAAUUUGAUGUUUUUUGGGACUUUAUAUUAUUGUUGUAAAUGCCAUUCAAAGAUUCUCUUAAACUCAGAUUUUAUGCGUAAUAUAGAUUAGAGAUAUUAUUAGAUUUAUUAUUAUUAGAGAUAUUAUAGACUAAACAUGCCAUAUAUUUUUUGUCUGUUCGUAAUCUUGCGAUCAUUCUUUCUGACUAUGAGCAGAUGUGUUUGGGUAAGUUAUUUGGUAUAUGUAAGUACAUUGGCUUAGUCAUCACUGUUGCCGAGGUGUAGAACAUGACAUAUAUGAUAUUAUGAAAUAUUAUAUUAUGUUACUUAAACUUCAGAAGGCCCGAAUUCAAAGAGUAUAAUAAUAUAUAGGGAAAAGAGAGCCCUCUCUACGCAUUAUGAGCUAUUUGAAAACUAGCGCCAUCUGGAGAUUGGCCCCGAAAAUAACUAUAUUGGUCGAAUUUAUAUAAUUCAUUUUUAAUGUUGUGACGCAAUUAAAUAACUAACUCUACUUUUUAAUGUAGGUAUUGCAAUUUUUUACCAUGUGAAAUUGCGCGUAGAGUUAUCUAUUUAAUUUUGUCAUAACAUAGAACAUAAAGGAUAGAUUUAGUAGUGUAAAUAUGCAAAAUGGAACACGAGAGCUACAUACAUGCGCAAACGCUAGAAGUAGCCGCCAUUUUGUGAUUAGUAGGCAGUGACACAAUUAAAGAAAAGUUGAAAGGUUUCAAAGCGAGUGACAGCUUUAAUUUUCGAGCCAACUAACAGAUGGCACUACAGUCUUCUGAAAACGUCACUUUAAGGCGUCUGUCCCACCCCUGCCCGAAUUGAUGUUACAGCUGGGCCUAAGGUGAUAAUAAUAUGCGGGCAGAUAAGUUGUAUGAAAUUCGUUUCUUAAGUGUUUUUUCUUUUUUCUUUAACUUGAUAGAAAACUUAACUGGUUGUAUAAUACAUUAUGUAUACUGUUUAUAGGCUGCCAAACCUCAAAUACUUUACUAUAAUCAAUUUAAAAUUGAUGUUUGUAAUUUAUUUGCUGAAAUUAAAAUACUUUUUUUUAUUAGGAUACUUAGAUAUAAAUAGCACCCUCAUUAGAAAUGUUUACAUAAAUUCCUGGGUAAACAGUGAACUAUUUCAGUCUAUUUACGUAUUUUAAUUUUUAAAAUUUAAUCCAUAUGUGUAAUUGAAUGUAGUUCCUGAAAAACGUUGCAAGCCACAAACAUCGCAUUUUUCGAAAUUCUUAUUUUAUUAUUUAUUUAUUUUUAGGAAUUCGUGUUUAAAGUUUCAUAAAUACUAGCUGACCCGACAGACGUUGUUCUGUAUAUAAUAAAUAAAAUAAUAUUUUUAUAUGAAUUUGUCAAUAAUCAAUAUCAUAACAUCAAAAAUUACUUCGUAAAAUAUGCACUAGAGAUGAAACGGAUAUCCGGUAACUAUCCGGUAUCCGGCCUAUCCGGCGGCCUUAAUACUAUCGGGCCGAAUACCGGAUAACUACCUACUAUUCGGCCGCAUAGGCAUCAGGCCGAAUAAAAAAAAUCUGUAUAAAAACAUAUAUUUUUAAGUAAUUAUUUGCUUUAUUUAGUUAGUAUCACUUAAGAAAUAUAAUUAGUUUUAGUUGUAAAUUUUUAAUCACACCAUAGUAAAUGAAUGUAAUAGAAAAAAAUUAAUUAAUUAGUACUCAUACUGCACUUAAGGCAAAUUAUGGUGGAUAAAUAUUAAUUUCUUUGCAUUGACAGGUUGCUAACUUCGCUUAUUAACGAAAAGAACCGAAUCUUACCGAGUCUACUCGAUAGUUGGCGCGCCGCCUACGCAAGUUUGUGUGUGCAAUACACCAAACGCCUAAGGUCCGCCGGAUAUCCGGCGGCUGGAUAUUCGGCUAUUAAGCCACAUGGUUGGCCGAAUAUCCGGUUUCCGGUAUCCGGCCAAACUGCUAUCCGUUUCAUCUCUAAUAUUCACCCUGCUGUCGUAAUGAAAUUGUUUCACAGCAGAACUGUCAAACCAUGCGUCAAUAAAUUCUCUCAUAGAAAUUAUGUAUGGACUCAUCAAAGGAAAAUCAAAUUUGUUGUUUUUAUUUAAUUUAGCAGCAUUUUCCUAUUUAUUCACCAUUUAAACCUUCCCUGGACUUCCACAAAUAAUUCAACACCAAAAUAAGCCAAAUCGGUCCAGCCGUUCUCGAGUUUUAGCGAGACUAACGAACAGCAAUUCAUUUUUAUAUAUAUAGAUAUUAGUGUGUUCCAUGCAUCUGGGUUGGGCUACUAAGUCAUGAUGUUAUUUAAAGAGUGACAGAACGGUUGCCAUUUCAUGUCAGUCCGUUAAUAUAAAUCACGUGACCAGUUUUGUGUUCUUAACUCAAUUUCGACAUGAUUGUGGUUUGGAACGUUUUUCUAAAAUUACAUCCAUUAGUUUUUCAAAAUAUGAAACAACUUUUUGUAUUUAUUACUUCCUUCCAUACUAUUAAACCAGAAAAUAUGGCAUUUUUGUUUGUGUACAUUUAAGCAGAGUAUAAGUUUUGAGAUGUAAUUAAGUUUUACUUUUAAGUUAAUUAUAUUUGUUUGAAAUAAAGAUAAUUUUCUAAAAUA
Molecule: messenger RNA, 8010 nt
Organism: Leptidea sinapis
Lineage: Eukaryota; Metazoa; Arthropoda; Insecta; Lepidoptera; Pieridae
Product: chromatin target of PRMT1 protein-like
Exons: 5
Coding region: 198-908 (236 amino acids)
Source: RefSeq, a predicted model, not a curated record